This is a messenger RNA of Brettanomyces nanus, 1344 nucleotides long. RefSeq lists its product as uncharacterized. The transcript has a single exon. The record is from RefSeq and is a predicted model, not a curated record. The coding region runs from base 1 to 1344 and encodes 447 amino acids. NCBI's taxonomy places the organism in Eukaryota, Fungi, Ascomycota, Pichiomycetes, Pichiales, Pichiaceae.
AUGACCUACAUAGUGGAUAGGACUGUCUACAAGAACUCCAAUGUCACCAUAUCGAAGCGACUACCUCCUGUUUAUGGAUCGCCACUUGUUGUUGACAACCAGUUUCCUUUGGCACAGUUUUCACGUAUAUACAAUAACCUUAUGGCCUAUUUAAAGACAGCCAAACUCAACUUCGAGCUUACGAGCGAUGAAUGGCAGAUGGUAAUGAGAAUUAACUAUCUCGAUGAAGAAACCAAAAUGACUGUUUCCAUAUUGAAUGGAUGUAUAAAACGAAACCAGAGUGUAUAUCUAUCAGAUUUUUCCUUUCUAGAGCAUUAUAUCAUUCUGAUGAAGUUCAUAUACAAGUUGAGUGAGUCUUUCGACCCAUUAAUCCCUCAGGAGGCACUGGUUGGCACAGAAGUCGACUAUGAUAAUGUUGAGGAGCUCAAUACCUUGUUCAAUGACAUAUUAAUAUACCAAAAUGCCAAAAGGAUUGCAGGCGAGGUAACGGACGGACAAUAUGAUAACUCGUACAUUAUAAUCAAAGUGUUCAAGUUCUUUCAUGCGUUAUUGGAGAAGUUGAACGACGAGGUUCAUCUUUUUGAAGACUACACAAAACAUCCUGAGACGGUAAGAAGAAGACAGAUUCUCCGACUGAUUUUAGCGUACACCAAGGUUCUGUUCGAUGAUAAUCCAGAGAUCAACGAUCCAGAUGAGGUCGGUUUUGAUAACCUAUUCAAGUUCGUUCAUGCAGUAAUGAGGCAUUAUAAUAAAAUCAGAGUCUUUGGAACUGAUAGUGGCAUGGAAGAGUUCAAUAACUAUAUUACGGUCAGCGACUUUCUGGCAUUUGAGAGCUUCAAAAGUAAUGUUUUGAAUGCUCUUCUAAAAGGGGAGGAAGAAGCAUCAAAAGAAGAAGAUACUUUAUUCAUUAAAGAACUUCCAAGAUUACCGACUAGGCCUAUUAUACCCUCGCAUAAUCACUCUUCCAGGAGACCACCACCGCCAUCUUCACCAACGGUGAUUCAGCCAACGCCAGCAGUGCCAACAACUGCCUUAUCGGAAGUGAUUCUACUUCCAGAAAAUUUUAGAGUUAGCCUAAAGACCAGAAAACCGAUUAGACGAGAGAAUUCCAAGAAGAACAAGAGUUUACCUAGAAGAUGGAUAAAUGAGCUGGUGAAACCAUCGGACCAACUCACCUCUGAGUUAAUUAAAUACACAGAAAAGGAUUUAAUAGUACAGAAGGAACGCAGUAAACCUUCGUCCAACGAUCUAUCCACAGCCACCAAGACCAUCAAAGGCCGUAAAGUUAGUUUACUGGCACGGAUCUACGAGGAAAAGCUCUUUGGAGAAAAUUAUAUCUAUUAA